This is a messenger RNA of Brienomyrus brachyistius, 1111 nucleotides long. Its product is annotated as involucrin-like. Bases 82 to 672 code for a protein of 196 amino acids. The record is from RefSeq and is a predicted model, not a curated record. NCBI's taxonomy places the organism in Eukaryota, Metazoa, Chordata, Actinopteri, Osteoglossiformes, Mormyridae. The transcript is spliced from 2 exons.
GUUCUAGAACUCAGUAAUGAUAAGCGCACCACGACGUUACAGUGAUCAUUUCGUCUUGGUUAGUGCGGGAGAAAGAGCUCGAUGGCGAUCGCGAACUUCUUUAAAAAUUUCAGGUCCACUCACUUGCUCGGCGCAACCGGACUGGUGGUUGCGGCCGCCGGUACGGCAUACCUCGUCUGGCGGCUUCGAGAACGGGCGGAGCCAGAGGAAGACCAACAGCAGCUGGAGGCUCCAAUGGACGAUGUUGCUGGUGAAGACCAACAGCAGCUGGAGACUCCAAUGGACAAUGCUGCUGACAAAGACCAACAGCAGCAGGAGGCUCCAGUGGACAAUGUUGCUGGUGAUGACCAACAGCAGCUGGAGACUCCAAUGGACAAUGCUGCUGACAAAGACCAACAGCAGCUGGAGGCUCCAGUGGACAAUGUUGCUGUUGAAGACCAACAGCAGCUGGAGACUCCAAUGGACAAUGCUGCUGACAAAGACCAACAGCAGCUGGAGUCUCCAGUUGAUUAUGAUAAUGGAGACCAACAACAUCUGGAGACUCCAGAAGACGAUGUUGCUGACAAAAACCAACAGCAGCUGGAGUCUCCUGCUGAUGGCGACCAGCAUCCUAUCUUGGAUGAGGUACAGUUGCAUUGUGUUUUAUUAGCUAUUAGCAUUUUAUCCCGCUGAAGGAAAAAUAGAUGAAAAUAUUGCUUAAUAACUGAUUUUGGUCUAUGUCUAAAGAUUGUUGAGGAUGACAACCGACACCUCACUGCCUCAGAGUGCCAUCCGCUGCCUGGUCAUCCUCUUCUUGGUGCCAGAGUAAGAUCUGCCAGACACUCCCCUCUCCUCUUCUGUUUGCUUAAAAUGUUUGAUUUAUUGGAAUGUCGUCAAUCUCAAUAUGCUGUGACACCAAGAAUGAGGGCAAAGCACACAUGUGGCUUUCCUUACUCUAUACUGUCAGUUUUACUGUCAUUGUAUAUCUGCAUUUUAUGUAAAGACAUACAGUAUACCCGUUUCCUAUCGAUAGUUUUCCUUUACUGUUUAGUGUUUUUCGUUUCUUGCAGGCUUGCACAUAUUGUGAAUUUGUCUUAGCCAGUUAUUUGUGUUAUGCCAUAAUAUUCCUGUA